This is a messenger RNA of Athene cunicularia (burrowing owl), 1383 nucleotides long. It is a transcript of the gene POLR3D, whose product is annotated as RNA polymerase III subunit D. The annotation marks the transcript as partial. Gene Ontology annotation, cellular component: RNA polymerase III complex. The transcript has 6 exons. Gene Ontology annotation, biological process: transcription by RNA polymerase III. Gene Ontology annotation, molecular function: DNA binding. The record is from RefSeq and is a predicted model, not a curated record. NCBI's taxonomy places the organism in Eukaryota, Metazoa, Chordata, Aves, Strigiformes, Strigidae.
GCCACCUCCCCACUCCCCAGGCCCAGAGAGGACGUCACCGUCAAGAAGGAGAAGAAGGAGCGGGACCGGGACCGGCAGCGCGAUGGGCACGGCCGGGGCCGGGGCCGGCCCGAGGUUAUCCAGUCCCACUCCAUCUUUGAGCAGGGCCCUGCUGAAAUGAUGAAGAGGAGAGGCUGCUGGGACAAGUCAGUGGAUGUGUCGGACUUCGGCCCUUCCCACAUCAUCAACAUCAAGAAGGAGAAGAGGGAGACGGACGAGGAGACGAAGCAAAUCCUACGGAUGCUGCAGAAGGACGAUUUCCUUGAUGACCCGGGGCUGAAGAACGACAUCCGUAACAAGCCGGUGCAGCUGCCGCUGGCCCACUCGGGCUGGCUCUUCAAGGAGGAGGUGACAGAGCAGGAGGACUCCCAGUCCUGGCUGCCUGUCCCCAAGGAGGAGAAGAUGGAGCUGGACCCGCCGGCAGUGAAAGUAAAAGAAGAACCAUGUGAUGAGGAUCCUCCAGCCAAGCCGGCGCAAACCAAGGGCCCCCCCGGUUUUCCCCGGGAUGUCUCGGUGGCCGAGCUGCUGCAGCGCCUGAGCUUGUCGGCGGAGGAGGAGCUGCUCUUCCUGCAGCUGCCCGACACGCUGCCUGGGCAGCCGCCCACCCAGGACACCAAACCCAUCAAAACGGAGCUGCAAAACGAGGAGGGACAGAUGGUGGUGGUGAAGCAAGAGAAGAGCCAGGAGGCGAAGCAGGCGGAGAAUAUCUGUACCCUGGCCGACCUCCCCGAGGGGCAGGUGGGGAAACUGCUCAUCCGCAAGUCGGGGAAGGUACAGCUGGUGCUGGGCAAGGUGACCCUGGAUGUGACCAUGGGGACCCCCUGCUCCUUCCUGCAGGAGCUGGUGUCUGUCGGUAUCGGGGACAACCGGACGGGUGAGAUGAUCGUCCUGGGCCAUGUGAAGCACAAGCUGGUGUGUUCCCCGGACUUUGAGGCUUUGCUGGAGCACCGGCACCGGUAGCCCAGGGGCGGCCCAGCCCCUGCCCCCACAGCCUGUGGGGACAGUCACUGCACUGCUCGGGGACCCUGCAGCCCCCCCUGGCUCUGCCCUCAGCCCCUCCAGCCUUGCCUUUGGGGACACGGAAGAGGUGUCUUCUGCAGGUGUGGGUGCAGGGCUGGCUCCUACCUCCUUCCCGGCCCUGCAGCGGGGUUGGGGGCUCCGGUUUUGUCCCCUAGACCCACUGCCCCUCCCUGUGCCAAACCAGCAGAGGCCGUGGCCGCCCUCAUCUCACAGAUUUCUGGCUGUGUGGGACCGUGGCGGGGGUGUGUGUGUUCCAGCCUCCAGCAGCCGCACACUCACGCUGGGGAGAGCAGGACAUGCACCUUGGGUGGAAUAAAAACUUUU